Messenger RNA from Neopsephotus bourkii (Bourke's parrot), 1335 nucleotides. It is a transcript of the gene ITGB1BP2, whose product is annotated as integrin subunit beta 1 binding protein 2. The record is from RefSeq and is a predicted model, not a curated record. Bases 76 to 1176 code for a protein of 366 amino acids. The transcript is spliced from 11 exons. NCBI's taxonomy places the organism in Eukaryota, Metazoa, Chordata, Aves, Psittaciformes, Psittacidae.
GGAGGAUCACAGGUAGGGAAGAGACCAACAGAUUUUUGUGGAAGGAGAGAAGGAAGCCACAAGUACACCUGAGCUAUGGCAUCGCUGUGCUACAACAAGGGCUGUGGGCAGAGGUUUGAUCCUGAGCACAACACCAAUGAUUCCUGCCUGUAUCACCCCGGUGUACCCAUCUUCCACGAUGCCCUGAAGGGCUGGUCUUGUUGCAAGAAACGCACAACAGACUUCUCAGAGUUCCUCUCCAUCAAGGGAUGCACAAAGGGAUUUCACAGCAAGGAGAAGCCUCCUGAGCCUUUUAGCCAAGGGGAAACCUCAGACAAUCAGAAGGCCAAACCAGUGGAGGAGCUCAUCAUCCAAGGACCGAAAUCAGCUGAGAAGAUGCAACGGGAAAGACCAAGCUCUGAUGAGCCAAGACAACUGCUGCCCAUUAAAGUGUCCAGGUCUCUGGAACAGGCACUGGAGAAACUGAACCUGUCCUCCAAAGAUGAGGCACUUGAGAGCAGUUGUGCAAGUAGUGGGGAGACGACUGCCCAGGUGAGAGUCGGCACCACCUGCAAGAAUGCAUCCUGCAAGGUGAUGUACCACGGCCCAGAAACCAACACAGAGGUUUGUACUUUCCAUCCUGGUGUUCCUGUCUUCCAUGAGGGGGUGAAGUACUGGAGCUGCUGCGGAGUCAGAACCACGGACUUCAGCGCCUUCCUCCAGCAGCCGGGCUGCAGCCGUGGGCGGCACUGCUGGGCAGGGAAGGCGGACAAGAAGGCAGUGUCAUGCCGGCAGGACUGGCAUCAAACCAGCAGCCAGGUGGUGGUGACUGUCUAUGCCAAGAACCCGCUGCCUGCCCUCAGCAGUGUGAAAGCCAACCGCACUGUGCUUGAGGUUCACGUCAUUUUUGAAGGAAAUAAGAUUUUCCAGGCUGAAAUGAAUCUUUGGGGGGUCAUCGAAAUAGAGAAGAGCUUCGUGAGCAUGGUCCCUACCAAGGUGGAGAUCACACUUUGCAAAACCAGCUGUGGCUCCUGGGCCAGGCUGGAGCUCCCCCAGAGCAGGUCACACUCCUGUGGUGAGCAGAAGGCUGCCAGCACAAAGGAGCCUAGAGCCACACAGGAGGAGGAUUCAGAUGACAACUUGAGCUGGUCAGAGGAUGAUGGUGAAGAGCUGGAAAUGGGAAUACCGAGCAACUGACAGUCAAGCACUUCAGUGGCUGAGCAGUGCUGGCUUCUGAGCUGCUGGGAACCUUGGCACCUGCUCCAGAGGAGCAGAUCCGGCCCAGAGCCAUGUGCAGGCUGCCGCACACCAUCUCCCCUGGUCAAGCGGCAAGUAAUAAAAACCCAGUGCAAAGGU